Molecule: messenger RNA, 774 nt
Organism: Cooperia oncophora
Lineage: Eukaryota; Metazoa; Nematoda; Chromadorea; Rhabditida; Trichostrongylidae
Source: the annotation of a GenBank genome assembly
AUGCUGAUUGUCCGGAAGACUGCACAGGAAUUGACCAAUUAUGCUCGUGGUGCUAACGUUCCUAUCGCUUACAUGAUUUUGGAGGUAUUAUUUUCGCAGCUGUUCCGUCUUCCUCUUCCGCCUCAGCCGACUGGUUUUUAUGAGUGCAGUCAUCGACUAUGCCUCAAGUUUUGGCUCAAGCUGCUGAACUUCUUGUAUCAACGUGCUGGUACAAUGCAACCGUUGUGCUUAGACAGACUUGUGGACUGGUUCAGCUUCCAUUUAUCCAAUUUUGGUUUCCGUUGGUCAUGGAAUGACUGGAAGGAUUGCCUCGUUGCCGAUAGAUGGGAUGCGAAGAAAAUAUUCGCUCGUGAAGUGAUAGAGAAGGUGCCGUCGGCUGUCUUAUUACGGACAGUUGAAAGAGUUCCUUCCUACGUCGUUUGCUGCCAUGAUUCCCCCUCCUCCAGAUGUUGUGUGCAAAUUCGACGAUGGUAUGAAAGCGUGGCCUCUAAGUUCCAUUCCUCUGCAUUACAAAGUCGUUCGGACGACAAUACAAUUAUGGCUGAAAUUCGUGAUGCCGAUGACCGUUAUGAUCCAGAUUUGUUCGGAAUAUUCUUUGCCGUGCUACUGAAAACCUCUGCCAAGUCGUUCAGUCAUACAUUUGUUGCUCUAUCCAGGUAUAGCACGACUCUGAAGACCAUUGCGGAUACUUCUGAUGAGAUGCAGGAAGUACUACUCUGCUUGCUUGUUUCAGUGCUGGCGUCACAAUCAUUUGCGAAUAGUCAUAUUAGUUGA